UAUAAGUUAAUGAGGGAGGCGUGGCCUGCGGGCCUUAGAGGCUACGUCAUAAAGACGUUGGGUAACGUUACAGCCAAUCGUAGCGCGCGAGAAAAAAGAACUCGGGACGAACCGGAAGUGGGCUGAACGGUUUGUUUCUCCGACAUUUUUCACAUCGCAUCGCAACACAUCUCUCUCUCUCUCUCUCGCCCCCUCCCUCCUUCUCUCCCUCCUUCUCGCGCUGCGGACACAACCGUCGCCUUUUCUCGAUGGACGGCCUCGCGGAGAGGACGCAUUCCGGAAGUUAACGCGCAGUAUGUGAAGGAGGUGUAACGAUGUGCUCCACCGGAACCAACGCGGAGCAGACAGCGGCCGACCCGGCUCUGGUGCUGGAGCUGAAGACCCGGCGGCCGCCGUCCCUGGAGGGCCGCGCGGGCUGCGAGACGUGGAGCGUGGACUUCUCCCCGGACGGCGCGUGGUUCGCCUGGUCCAUGGGCCACGGCAUCGUGUGGGUGGUCGCCUGGCCGCUGGACUCCGAAGACAGCCAGGACGGAGACACCGACCGCGGAGACAAGAGCUUCAGCUGUGGUCACCCGGUGUGGGGCCUCGCCUUCGGACCCAGACCCCCAAAACUCGCCGCGGGGGCGCCGGCGGCUCCGAAACCCCCGAAAGGCACCACCAGCCUGCUGCUGGCCACGGGCCUGGAGAACGGGGUGAUCAAGAUCUGGAACGUGUUAACGGGCGACGCUGUGUUUGACCUCCACGGCCACGAGGGCGUCGUCAGGGACCUCGUGUUCCCCCAGAACGGGACCCUCACACUCAUAUCCACCUCCAGGGACAAGACGCUGAGGAUCUGGGACCUGGCUCAGAAAGGUAAGAAGGUCCAGGUGCUCUCCGGCCAUAAGGACUGGAUCAGCUGCUGCUGCGUGUCGUCUGACUGCAGCAUGAUCGCAUCCGUCGGCAGAUUUGACCGAAUGGUGUGUCUGUGGAGCCUGCGGUCCUACACGUUCAUCAGGAACCUGGCGGGGGGGAUCCACAAGACCCUGUACCUGCUCUCGUCCUGCGACUUCUCCCCCGACGGGGCGCUGCUCGCCACGGCGGCCUUCAGCGGCUCCAGCUGGUGGGUCGACCUCUGGGACCCGUACACGGCGGAGAAGCUGGCCACGUUCGUGGACUACUUUGAAGAUUACGGUCAGAACCAGAUCUCGGCGAUCCAGUUCUCCCCCAACGGUUUGCACCUGGCGAUGGUGACGGACGACCGAGCUCUGCGGGUCUGGGAGCCGGGCCAGAAGGGGAUGGAGAUGCAGACCAAGGUGGACCGGGACGCCAACGGACUCUGCUGCAAAUACCACCCCAAGGGGGGCGUGGUCGCCACGGGAACCAGGGAUGGCCAUGUGAGGUUCUGGCGGGCUCCCCAGACGGUGCCCAGCCUGAGCCACCUGUGCCGCUCCAUCCUGCGCCACUCGGUGUCCACGCACCAGAUGGAGCCCCUCCCCCUCCCCAAGAGGAUCCUCCAGUACCUGACCUACAGGAACAUCGCCGACCGCCUCAACACCUGCUGCCACGAGGAGGAGGACUGGGAGGCGUGAGGAACAGCAACGUCUCAUCAUACCGUACAACACAAACCUCAUUGGUUUGCCCGUAGAGCAGUCUUCACAUCUUUACCUUCAUAUCAUUUUAGAUGCAUUUCCUUUAAGGAGUUCCUUCUUUGCACUAUUGUAAGAUGAUAUAAUAAUAUAAUGUUCACGUGCUUAUCCGACUUGAAUAUCACAAUUUUAUACUAUUAAUUUAUUGUGUAAAUAUCAACUGUAUACAUGUUUCUAAUUUGUGUUUAGCAUGAAUACAUCCUACUACUGCACAUAUUAAUGUUAAUAGAAAAGAUAACAAACUGGAAAUAUAGGAAAUAGUUUUAUUAAACAUUCAAAACACG
Molecule: messenger RNA, 1909 nt
Organism: Pseudoliparis swirei
Lineage: Eukaryota; Metazoa; Chordata; Actinopteri; Perciformes; Liparidae
Gene: wsb2
Product: WD repeat and SOCS box containing 2
Exons: 9
Coding region: 315-1568 (417 amino acids)
Biological process (GO): intracellular signal transduction
Molecular function (GO): protein binding
Source: RefSeq, a predicted model, not a curated record